AUGCCCUUGACGACUCCAUUUCUGCCUCUGACUGUCUCCGCCGCCUCGCUUUCUUCCUCCAAUUCCUCCCACAUCGGCGAGACGCUCGACACCGGCCCCGACAGCGACGAGCCCCAGCUGCGAUUUGAUCUUGAAGCACUGUCUGCCGUAUCUGAAGCCUGCGCGACCACCACAGCUCAGACAGCCACCACCCCGCCCGCCGCCCGCAGCAACAGCAGGCGCCUGACCUUUACCCGCUUUCCUCUCCUGCGAAAGGGCAGCCGCGAGCUCACCCGGGCCACCCAUUUCAGAGGCAGCAGCAUCUCGGCCGCCGCCCCGCCUUCCCGCGCCGACUCACCUUUCCUCUCCACCGGUGCUCCUCGCGCCUCCAGGACCUCGUUUGCGCGUGGCCGUACUGAGCUUCCUUUAUUCGAACCCUCGAGAGCACGCGAGCCCUCCGUCUCCGCCAGUCUUCGCUCCGGCAGCAUCAGCGCAGAGGAACCCGGACCCUACCCAGAUAGGAAGAACACGAGCCUGUCGCAAGCAGCGCAGUUUGCCAAGAUGCAUCAGACCAGCUCGAGGCUGCUGCGUAUGACUGAUGAUGAGCGGCCGUAUACAAGAGUGACCUCGAACAUGGCAUUCAACAUGGAAUAUUCUACUUUCCUGUGCCCCCGACCGCUGCAUCUGGUCAUCUCCCAAAGCAAAUUGCACACGAUCGCGGACUUCAAGGACCUGUUCUCGACCCUGAUGGUGUCCCUCCCUCUCACAGCUCACCGUGUCCGCUUCAGGAUGAUUGACUACACCUUCUCCUCUGACGAGGCCAUUACCAACCUCGGUUCUCUCAAGUUCUCGCAGUCGAAUCGCAUGCCUGACCCCAAGGAUUCAUCACGUGUCGUCACAACCACCACCACCACUACCUUCUCGAUGGCAAAAGAAAUGGCCCGCUCUGUCUGCCAGAAAUUUCUGGAAGCAAAGUUUGUCGAAUCCGUAGAGGGCAAGACCGACUUUACAAACAAGAGCUCUGUGUGGCAGCUAACACCCAAGGGUAUUCACAUCUUGGAGCGCUUCUGCACACGCAAUGGCAUCCAGUCUGCACACGUCAAGGCCGUCAUCGAGUCUAACCGCAAUCCCCACUUGCUAGUUAUCUUGGAACGCAACACAGAAAACGAUAAGCUCCACCACGACGAACAGACCGUCGAGAUUCUUUUCCGCCGAUUCAUCGGUACCACCGCAAACGAGACGGCGUCUGACUCUGACUCAAUACACGAGUUCUCUAAGUGUGACAUCGGCGUGAAGCUGGUCAAGCACCGUCCCACCACUAGCCGCCAGUACGAGUAUACCUUCAACGGCCGCAAUGCUGCACAGUGGCUUAUGGACUGCACUACGAUGGUCGACCCGCGCGAAUCGAUAGAAAUAGGGUCUCUAUUUUUACAGCUCAAGCUCAUUGCACCUGUCGACCCUCGUGUUCCUGAGCACACUUUCCAGCCUGUGAAGCAGGUCCACUACUACGUCACCCCACACGGUGAGCGCGUGGCAGGAUGGAGUCUCGAGGAGAUUCCAUCAAGCGGAGAGGCUGUUGCCGCCAAGACCCGCGACGGCAUGGCUCGUGACUCGAACAGCAACCGAACGAACGUUAUCAUCCGCAACCCCUCAUGGCGCCUUCUCUACCGCGAGUUCCUGAAGGAGACCAUGUGUGAGGAGAACUUGUCGUUCUAUCUCGAGGUUCAGGAAUUCAACAGGCAGUACCGAGCUGCCACCGGUGAUAAGGGUGAUAACAAGGUUGAAACCAUCCGAGAAACCCUUGCAGCCGCUUAUGGGCUGUACAACGCCUUCCUAGCACCUGGGUCACCGAACGAGCUUAACAUCGAUCACGGUCUCCGCACGCAGCUUGCCACAAGGAUGACACGUGCCGUUGGCGACGAUGCCGCGAUGCUCCAGAGCCUUAACGAGGUUGCUACACUGUUUGACAAGGCACAGAACUCGAUCUUCAAGCUCAUGUCUAGUGACUCUGUACCAAAGUUCGUCAAGCACCCGAAGUACGCUCCUCAGCUCCGUGGCCUCGAUGCCGCCGCCGCCUCAUCCUACGCCGCUCUGCCCGCAGGCUCUCGAUGA
Molecule: messenger RNA, 2091 nt
Organism: Boeremia exigua
Lineage: Eukaryota; Fungi; Ascomycota; Dothideomycetes; Pleosporales; Didymellaceae
Product: regulator of G protein signaling domain-containing protein
Exons: 4
Coding region: 1-2091 (696 amino acids)
Biological process (GO): intracellular signal transduction
Source: RefSeq, a predicted model, not a curated record